This is a messenger RNA of Entamoeba invadens IP1, 144 nucleotides long. RefSeq lists its product as hypothetical. NCBI's taxonomy places the organism in Eukaryota, Evosea, Mastigamoebida, Endamoebidae. The transcript has a single exon. The record is from RefSeq and is a predicted model, not a curated record. The annotation marks the transcript as partial.
UUUCCAGAACAUGUGGAUCACCAAGGAAGAGUACGACGAGUCUGGCCCAGCCAUCGUCCACAGAAAGUGCUUCUAAGUCAUUCAUUUUAUUUUUUAAUAUUUGAGACAAACAUUUUGUUUAUAAAUUGUAUUAAACCGUUAUAA